Messenger RNA from Manis javanica (Malayan pangolin), 1285 nucleotides. NCBI's taxonomy places the organism in Eukaryota, Metazoa, Chordata, Mammalia, Pholidota, Manidae. The record is from RefSeq and is a predicted model, not a curated record.
GGAGAGGAUUGGGGCAACGCAAGGGGCGGAGUUUGUGGGAAGAUGGCGGCCUCUAGGGGCUUGUCACUAAUGGCCGUGGCGCUGAGAGCGGUCACCCCUUGGCCUAUGGGCAGCAGGCUUCUCGCGGCCUCCCGCGGACCUCAGGCGCGUCGGGAAGCGUCGUCCUCCAGCCCCGAGGCGGGCGAAGGGCUGGUGCACCUCACCGACAGCUGCGUCCAGAGGCUUCUGGAAAUCACCGAAGGGUCAGAAUUCCUCAGGCUGGAGGUGGAGGGAGGUGGAUGCUCCGGAUUCCAAUACAAAUUUUCACUGGAUACAGUUAUCAACCCCGACGACAGGGUAUUUGAAAAGGGUGGGGCGAGAGUGGUGGUUGACACUGAUAGCUUGGCCUUCGUGAAAGGGGCCCAGGUGGACUUCAGCCAAGAACUGAUCCGAAGCUCAUUUCAAGUGUUGAACAAUCCUCAGGCACAGCAAGGCUGCUCCUGUGGGUCAUCCUUCUCUAUCAAACUUUGAUGCAAGGACAGGUAAUACAUAUGGUACAAAAGUCAAAGAGACACAGAAGAGGAUACAGUGGAUGCAGUGAACAGUCUCCCAAUCCUAUUCCCAUCCACCCUGUUGCCCUCCCACAAACCACCAUUUUUUCUAGGAAUGUGUACCAUAGGUAGAAUCCCAUACGUAAAAUGUGAAAUAACAUGGACAAGAAUAUUCAUUACAGCAUUAUUUAUAAUAGCAAAAGAUAGGAAGCAAUGGAAAUGUUCAUCAAUAGGGGACUGAUUAAAUUAUGAUUUAUCCAGUCAGUGAAAUAGCAUAUAGUUAGAAUGAGCUUAUUAUGUGCAAGUAUAUUAAGUGAAAAAAGCAAAGUGUAGAACAGUAUGCAGAAAAUGCUGUUUGUGUUUUUGAUUCAAGGAAAUAUGUAUAUAUGUGUGAAAUAUCUCUGGAGGGGCAAGCAGGAAAGUGAGGGUUGGGAGGAGGGGCAGUGGGAACAGCAUUUAAGUAGGUACAGUGUCAGCAGGGUAUCCUGAGGAGUGAUCAGAAUUUCUCUGGAAUGUUGGAUAUAAGGUAGAGUGACAAGGGUGAGGUUAACAGAUACCCAAUUCUCUUUCCCCUUUCUUUAGACAAAUAACAGUAUGUGGUAAAUGUUGUUAUACACAACCUUCCUUUUUCCCUUGAUCUAUUCUGGAUUUCUUAUGAGGGCACUUAAAGCCACUUCUUUUUUCCUUUUGAGGGCUGCAUAGAAAUUAAUGAUUUCUAAUCUUUUACUGUUAAAAAUAAAUGCUAUAAUAAAUAA